Molecule: messenger RNA, 1456 nt
Organism: Rattus rattus (black rat)
Lineage: Eukaryota; Metazoa; Chordata; Mammalia; Rodentia; Muridae
Gene: Erich5
Product: glutamate rich 5
Source: RefSeq, a predicted model, not a curated record
CUGACUGCGCUUUGCGCGAUGGGCUGCUCCAGCAGCGCCCUCAACAAGGCGGGCGACAGCAGCAGGUCCGGCAGCGGAGUACCUUCGAAUGAGAAUUCUUCCACUGUAGAACAAAACAAGUUCUGUGUAGCCCAACCCAAGCCAUGUACACCAGGAAGAGAAGCUGCCUUUCGUGGCAAUGCACAAAAGGCAAGCCAUCCUCCCCUCGAGAGGCCCAAGGCGUCAGUGGUGCCUACAGCCAAUGGUGUUAAAUCCUACCACCAACCUCUGGCAAAUGACGAGAGUUCUGGAAAGGAAGCCACAGAUCAGUCACGACCCACAAAGAAGACUGAGCCUCUAGUGCAAGGGGGAGAAUGUGAGCUACCUCAGCCAGGAGGCAAAGACGACACGCUGGGAACGGAGGAGGUGAAGAGAGAUGUGGAGGCAAGGGCAGAGGUCCAGGCUCUACCAGGAAAGGCUGAGACUGAGCCUCUGAGGAUGCCGGCAGAGAGGGACGCCCCUGGAGCGGGGGAAGACAUCGAGCUUCCACAGGCCGGAACGACGAAGUUUCUACAAACAGCUGAGAACAUUCUGUCUCUGGAAACCGCUCAGGAGCUACCACCUGAAGAAGCAAUGGGAAGGGACAAACAGCCCCAGGUUCUAGAAGCAAUUCCCAAAGAGAACAGCUCUCCGGAAAUAGCAGAAGGGAGCCAAUCUGCAGAAAGCGGCGAGAAGCAGCAGCUUUCAGAAGCAUCCGGUGAGGCUGAGCACCCCCAAAUUCUAGAAACAGUUCUCAGAGAGAACGAGACGCCACAGAUGCCAGACGGAAGCCAGCUAGUGCCAACACCUGUAAUGAACGAGUCACCCUGUGAAGCUCCCGAUGGGGUCAGAAAUGAAUCUCAAGUAACACGUGAAAACAGGGUACAUCGGGUCGGAACUGCUGAGACAGCAGCAGAGGUGGAAAUGACCAGAGAAAUCCACCCUGUUAAAGAGGAGCAACACAUUGAAGGAGAGACAGGAGAAAAUGUGGAAGCAGAGAUGAAAAAUGAGGAAGAAAGUGAAGAAGCUGAAACCAAAGAAAAAGAAACCGGAGAAGCUGUGGAUCCUGGAGCAGCAGGGGCUGGCGACAGAAGGGCUUAGUGCGCACAGUUUCACACCUCAGGGCAGAGAUAUCUGAGGCUGGGAGGGUGGGCAGCAUCUUUUUGUGGCCUUGAGGUUGAUGCAAGGAGUGUAGCUUUAGAAUGACUAUAGGAACCCAGAGAACGAUGCUGGUUUUUAUUGUUUAUGCCAUAAAACUGCUAAGCCAGACACAGUUUUCUUAGGGACUUGGGAUAAUUACGAAUUCAAAGUGACAAUAGCUAGGGCCAAUCAAAACUGUAAGAUCACUUAAGAGCAUGAAGACAGUUUUUGUCCUUGUAGCCAUGCGGCCAUUCAGGAAAAAUGAGACCCUAAAAGGAAAGUAUAAACCUUUAAAUGU